AUGUCUUUCGACACCGUCAGCCCAGCCAUAUUGGCAGCCGAGCGGACACUCGCCGGAUAUUUGGGAUUUGACAGCAUCGCCGAAGUACAUCGAUUCUCGGUCAUGUGGCCAUGCCUUGAGGCAUACCGAGCGAUCCUUCUCGUCCUCCCUCCUACAAAUGGGGGACUAUUCCCACCUUUCCGCGAAUCGGACUUUCAGGGCUCCGAAGAGUCAACUCAACCAGGUCCCAUCAUGAAUGUCCUCAUUCGCAUGAGAGAAGGGGUCCAGCUGUUCAUUAACAGCUCCCUCACCUACAACCGACAGCGGAACUCUGAAGCAGUCCGCCUCAUGCCGCCCGAAGUCUGGGUUCCAGACUUCGACGAGCAGGUUGAGAUGGCACUAUCUCCAUUAUUGCGCCCAGUGGGGUCCUAUAAUGAAGAUUGGAUGAUGCCAGUGCAUCGGUGUCUGUGCAUUCUCCAAUAUUUUCACCUCACGCACGGCUCGGAGGAGCGCCGCGAGGAAUGGUUACAGCUCCACGAAGCCAUUCCCGCCCACGAAUUUGAAGUUACCACGGCUGAUAUGCCUUGGUGGAUGUCCGGCAACGUCUAA
Penicillium brevicompactum is the source of this 588-nucleotide messenger RNA. RefSeq lists its product as uncharacterized. The transcript is spliced from 2 exons. The record is from RefSeq and is a predicted model, not a curated record. Lineage: Eukaryota; Fungi; Ascomycota; Eurotiomycetes; Eurotiales; Aspergillaceae. The coding region runs from base 1 to 588 and encodes 195 amino acids.